Corythoichthys intestinalis (scribbled pipefish) is the source of this 1430-nucleotide messenger RNA. It is a transcript of the gene apoa4a, whose product is annotated as apolipoprotein A-IV a. Gene Ontology annotation, cellular component: chylomicron; high-density lipoprotein particle; blood microparticle. The record is from RefSeq and is a predicted model, not a curated record. The coding region runs from base 1 to 804 and encodes 267 amino acids. The transcript is spliced from 5 exons. Gene Ontology annotation, biological process: cholesterol efflux; phospholipid efflux; very-low-density lipoprotein particle remodeling. Gene Ontology annotation, molecular function: phospholipid binding; phosphatidylcholine-sterol O-acyltransferase activator activity. Lineage: Eukaryota; Metazoa; Chordata; Actinopteri; Syngnathiformes; Syngnathidae.
AUGAUGAUUUUACAACACUGUGCGGUGUGUGCUGGACUCGCAGAUGCUCCCAAAACUGACAAAUCCGACCCCAGAGCGGCAAUCAUAAAGCUCGUUUUGCUUGCCGUUUUGGCUUUUUCUGCCGGCUGCCACGCCAAAGUGGUACAGCAUAGUCAGACGAAAGCGCAACUGGACAUGGUCAAAGAUGCCUUUUGGGACUACAUCGCUAAGGCGUCAUCCACGGCAGAGGACUCACUGGCGCUGAUUAAACGGUCGGAUUUCGGAAAGGAAAUCAACACUUUGAUCGCCAGCGGCGGCGACGCCAUCACUAGAUUGACGGACGUCCUGGGCUCUCACGUCAACACGUCGGGCUUCUCAGAACGAAGCCGGCUCCUGAAAAGCCGUCUGGAGAAGGAUCUGGAAUCCGCCGUGACACACUUGCGACCUUACGCUGACGAAUUUGCCGCUCAUUUCCUCCAACAGCUGGAGGAACUGAAAAAAGAAGUGUCCUCUUACGCCAAAAGCGCCCACUCGGGAGCGCUUGAGUCGGUCCUGCUCGGAAAAAGCCGAGAAUUUAAGAGUCGACUGGACGACCUGGGGAGCCAAAUGGUUCCUUACGCCGAGGAGCUCGCGCGCAAGCUGGAGCGUGGCUUUGAAGAGUUCCAGGAGAAGGCCGCUCCUCUGGCGAGGAGCUUUCACAACCAGUUUACGGAGAAGGCCCGGGAAAUCCGAGAGAAGCUGGGCCCGUACGGGGAGGAGCUUCGGGCUAAGUUGGAGCGACUGGCAGCUCUCUGGGAGUCCUUCACAAAUACCACAAAGCAGUAAAAAUCAGCAAAAUGGACUUAAAAUGUGCAAUAUUCAUUUAUACCUCAUGUUUGACUGUCACACUAAUAAAUCAUGUCCAUGAACUUUCGCUGUCUGGGGUCUGUGCUGGAGUUGACGUAUUCUUUCCACGUCCAGCGCAUUCACACAUUCAUCUCAUUUUUAAGGUUAAAAAUGCAUUGUUUUGGUUUGGGACUCGUGUCAGCCAUAAAUUCAUUUGAUAAAUGAAUCUAUGAAGUUUUCAUUCAAUGGUUUGUUUUUGGCAGCCCUUUUAAUUUUUGUCUUGGUCUUUUGGAUAGAGACUGACUAAUGCAGGGGUCCCCAAACUUUUUCCUGUGAGGGCCACAUAACUUUUCCCUUCUCUGAUGAGGGGCCGGGGUCAGUUUGCAACGGAAAAGGUGUGACGAUUGCAGGAGUGCCUAAAUGUAAAAAUGUAUUGUUUUUCAGAAAGCCACAAUCAAAUAACCCUUUCUGGAUUCUUCACGGAACAAAAGUAAUUAAAAAAUAAUAGCAAUAUAAUACAACAUAAUAUAAUAUAUAGGGCUGUCAAAAUUAUCGCGUUAAUGGGCGGUAAUUAAUUUUUAAAAAUUAAUCAUGUUAAAAUAUUUGACGCAUUUAACGCACAUGCC